Messenger RNA from Phlebotomus papatasi, 576 nucleotides. Its product is annotated as general odorant-binding protein 56a-like. The transcript has 2 exons. The coding region runs from base 95 to 496 and encodes 133 amino acids. Gene Ontology annotation, molecular function: odorant binding. NCBI's taxonomy places the organism in Eukaryota, Metazoa, Arthropoda, Insecta, Diptera, Psychodidae. The record is from RefSeq and is a predicted model, not a curated record. Gene Ontology annotation, biological process: sensory perception of smell.
UGAGCAGUGUCAGUAUUUCAGUGAUUGCUAAUACAAGUGCUAAUCUUAAAGUUCCUCGAAUUACCUGUGCUUGUACCAGAUAAAACCUCUCAAAAUGAAAUUCACAUCAGCAUUUUUCCUCUUUGCCUUCGUCACAAUUGCCACAGCCAUCACUGAGGAGCAGAAGAAGAAGGCCCAGGAACAUAUGCAAGCAUGCAGUCAAGAAAUUGGUGUUUCUGCCGAUAAGGUGGCCAAUAUCAGGAAGGGUGACUUUUCGAAUUCCGAUGAAAAGACUCAAUGCUUCGUAGACUGCUUCUUCAAAAAGGUCGGCUUCAUGAAUGGCGAUGGUGCUUUCCAGGAGAAAGUUGCCAUUGAAAAGCUGUCUCAGGGUGAUACUGAUCGCAGCAAAGUCGAGCAGGUGGUCAACAAAUGCAAAGGUGAGAAAGGUGCUGGAAAGUGCGAGACAGCCUACAAAAUCUACAAGUGCUCCUACGAAGCUCGAGCUGAGCUUUUGUAAAACCCACCACCUACCUAACUUUACGGCGAUUGAAGAGCGAAAAUGUUACUGUUUUCAAUAAAAAAGUUCAUUGAUUGAUA